CAACUUCACUCGCUUACUUGCACAUUCACAACGAGCUGUCAAACUAUCCGGAACGGCAACAAGAAAACGCCAAAGUCAUCAUCAUCGUUCGCUGGUUUUGGUUUUGCGUGAGGAUUUGUCUGAAUUUUUGUUGUUUGAACAACCAUAAUCUAGUGGAAGGCUGCCCUAUUGCAUUUUCCUGAAAUAAUUAUGGAUCGUCUUCUUCGACUUGGUGGCGCUAUGCCCGGAUUGACGCAGGCUCCGCCUCCGACGGAUGCCCCGGUUGUCGAUACCGCCGAGCAGGUCUACAUUUCCUCGCUGGCACUGCUGAAGAUGCUUAAACACGGUCGCGCUGGAGUUCCCAUGGAGGUUAUGGGACUGAUGUUGGGUGAAUUCGUGGAUGACUACACGGUUCAGGUCAUUGACGUUUUUGCUAUGCCCCAGACCGGAACGGGUGUUUCUGUAGAAGCUGUCGAUCCGGUGUUCCAGGCAAAGAUGUUGGACAUGUUAAAACAAACCGGACGGCCGGAAAUGGUGGUCGGAUGGUAUCACUCGCAUCCGGGCUUUGGUUGCUGGCUCUCAGGUGUGGAUAUCAACACUCAGCAGUCGUUCGAAGCCCUUUCCGAACGUGCAGUGGCCGUAGUAGUCGAUCCAAUUCAAUCGGUCAAAGGAAAAGUGGUCAUCGAUGCAUUCCGAUUGAUCAACCCGAACAUGUUGGUUCUGGGCCAGGAACCACGACAGACCACUUCCAAUUUGGGUCACUUGCAGAAGCCUUCGGUACAGGCUCUGAUUCAUGGACUGAACCGCCACUACUAUUCAAUCAGCAUUAACUAUAGGAAGAACGAAUUGGAACAGAAAAUGCUCCUGAAUCUGCACAAGAAAUCGUGGAUGGAUGGUUUGACUUUAGCCAACUACCAAGAACACUGCAGCAUCAACGAGAGUACUAUCAGCGAAAUGUUGGAGUUAGCCAAGAACUACAAUAAGGCCCUUGAGGAUGAAGAAAAAAUGACCCCCGAGCAGCUGGCAAUCAAGAACGUCGGCAAGCAGGACCCCAAGAGACAUCUGGAGGAGAAGGUCGAUACACUCAUGUCGAACAACAUCGUACAGUGUUUGGGAGCGAUGCUGGACACGAUUGUCUUUAAGUAAGAUCGGUCGGUAUUUGUGAGAGGAAAUUUGAGGAAUCCCUUAUUGGUCCUCGUUUGAAAACUUACUGUAAUCAUUACGCUCUUUCUGAUCUAGAAGAAAAAAAAACUAUUUUAUAAGUA
Messenger RNA from Aedes aegypti (yellow fever mosquito), 1244 nucleotides. It is a transcript of the gene Rpn11, whose product is annotated as 26S proteasome non-ATPase regulatory subunit 14. Lineage: Eukaryota; Metazoa; Arthropoda; Insecta; Diptera; Culicidae. Gene Ontology annotation, molecular function: protein binding; proteasome binding; metallopeptidase activity. The transcript has 4 exons. Gene Ontology annotation, biological process: protein deubiquitination; proteasome-mediated ubiquitin-dependent protein catabolic process. Bases 190 to 1125 code for a protein of 311 amino acids. Gene Ontology annotation, cellular component: proteasome regulatory particle, lid subcomplex. The record is from RefSeq and is a predicted model, not a curated record.